UCUCACUCGCAACCUCUCAACAUGAAGGCAGUCAUUGUUCUCGCUCUGCUGGCCGUGGCUGUGGCUGACAAACUGCCCUUGACCAACCCUCCCGUGGCCAUCCUCCGCAGCAGCCAAGUCAACCCCGACGAGCUCGGUGCCCACAGCUCCGACUUCGAGGCCGAGAACGGCAUCGUGUUCCAGUUCUCGGGCUCUGAGGGUGUCAACGGCGGAGCCAACAUGGUCGGAUCUUUCAGCUACCCCCAGGAGGACGGCUCUCUGGCCGAAGUGAAAUUCGUGGCCAACGAGAACGGAUACCAGCCCGAGUCCUCCCUCCUGCCCGUGGCCCCCGCCUUCCCCCACCCCAUCCCCCAGUUCGUCCUCGACCAGAUCGAGUUCGCGCGCCUCGAGGACGAGCGUAAGGCUCUCGAGGCUCAGGAGGAAUAAUCCGAAGCCUUAACAUAAGAUAUUGUGAUAAUUCAUAUAGUGAUAUGAAUCGACUCCGUGGCGAGAAGUAUUUAUUUAAUACAUCAUCAUGAAUUAAUA
Molecule: messenger RNA, 525 nt
Organism: Penaeus chinensis
Lineage: Eukaryota; Metazoa; Arthropoda; Malacostraca; Decapoda; Penaeidae
Product: cuticle protein AMP4-like
Exons: 3
Coding region: 22-426 (134 amino acids)
Cellular component (GO): chitin-based extracellular matrix
Molecular function (GO): structural constituent of chitin-based larval cuticle
Source: RefSeq, a predicted model, not a curated record